Saccharomycopsis crataegensis is the source of this 1071-nucleotide messenger RNA. RefSeq lists its product as uncharacterized. NCBI's taxonomy places the organism in Eukaryota, Fungi, Ascomycota, Saccharomycetes, Ascoideales, Saccharomycopsidaceae. Bases 1 to 1071 code for a protein of 356 amino acids. The transcript has a single exon. The record is from RefSeq and is a predicted model, not a curated record.
AUGAACAAUAUCCGGGUUGAUUCAAGCCAACUCCUUGCCGGUACAAAUGGGUUGAAUCCCCCAAGAUCUAGGUUGUCAAACUACAGCUUUAUGUCCGCGGUACUCCCACCAGUGAUUGGCUCGGCCACCACCAGCAGCAAUCCUUUGAACGUGAUGAUUCGUCGGUUUUCUUCUAGAGUGAACGGUCCCAGUGCCCAAACAAUCAGCAAUAAGCUCCUUAAACUUGUGCGGAUCCAUAAGAAGUUGAGUCUCCAGGAGCACGAGGUGAUAAGAGAACUCAACAUGUGGUCCAAUACCAUUCCAGAAAAAGAGAGCAGAAAGUUGAUCAUUGAUUUUCUCAACUGUCUACAACAAGGGCUUGAAAAUACUGAUAGAGCCAUCCAAGCAGAAGAGGCGUUGAAGAAGAAAUUCUCAGAAGUCUAUAUAAGGGAAAAAAAAUCGGCGGAUACAAAAUUAGAGAAAGAAAGAACAAGAGAGCAGCUUAAAGUUACCAGAGGUAAUAAACCCCAGCAAGAAACCUUAUUAUUGCAAGAAAAAUUAGAAGAACAAUCGGCACAACAGAAUAUUGUCGACGAACAAUUUGUCAGGUCCAUCAAUGGGGAAUUAAGUGAUACUCUAGGCCAAUAUUUGGCGACGUUGCAUAACAACUGUAUGGAAAUUAGGAAAUUCGCUGACGAUUUCUUGGAAGCCCACCCUAGCGAAAAGUUCAAGAAGGGGCAAAUCACUCUUGAAAAUGGAAACAUAAGAAUGACUCAGUCACAACCCAGUUUUUCGAUCCAAAGUGAGCCUGCUAUCUUUUCGAUGCCAAUGGUGCCGCUGCAACAUUAUAAUGUUUAUUCUUCACCAUUGCAAUCAAGGGCAAGCACUAAAGAUGAAAUUCCAUUACCUGAUUUCAAGGAAAAAAAGGCAAAGCAUCAUCAGAUCAUAGUUCCUGGCCAAGAGAAUAUUAUAUCCACUUCAGGGAACAUAAUUGCCAAAAAUUUGGAGCCAAUUCCUUUCAGCCAGGAAGAGUUACCGGUAGGGUUCCAAGGUAGACCAACAAGUUUGGAUAUGAGUCACGAAUGGCAGUAA